AUGGCUGCACAGUUGACUCAGGAGCAAAGGGCGCAGUACAAGGAGGUGUUUGACCUCUUCGACAAGGAUGGAACAGGUGACAUCACCGCCCAGGAGCUUGGCGAGGUGAUGAGGUCCCUGGGCCUCAACCCCAGCGACACCGAGUUGAACGACAUGGUCAACGAGGUCGACGCCGACAACAACGGCACCAUUGACUUCAACGGUGAGCUCGAAUCACCUCCGCCCUCCGCAAGACCCCUCUUCCAUAUGGAACAUAUGCUGACGGACUUUCCUCCAGAGUUCCUCAACUUGAUGGCGCAAAAGGUGCAGGUCGGCGAUGCCGAGGAGGAGCUCAAGAACGCUUUCAAGGUGUUUGACCGCGACGGCAGCGGCACCAUCUCGGCCGAGGAGCUGCGCCAUGUCCUCACCUCGCUCGGUGAGAACAUGACUGCGGCGGAGAUUGAUGAGAUGAUUCAAAUGGCCGACAAGGAUGGCGAUGGAUCAAUUGACUACGACGAGUUCGCCUCGAUCAUGAUGAGAGAGUAA
Molecule: messenger RNA, 525 nt
Organism: Colletotrichum abscissum
Lineage: Eukaryota; Fungi; Ascomycota; Sordariomycetes; Glomerellales; Glomerellaceae
Product: calmodulin
Exons: 5
Coding region: 1-525 (174 amino acids)
Biological process (GO): spindle pole body organization
Cellular component (GO): central plaque of spindle pole body
Molecular function (GO): calcium ion binding; enzyme regulator activity
Source: RefSeq, a predicted model, not a curated record